Messenger RNA from Xenopus laevis (African clawed frog), 1993 nucleotides. RefSeq names its product neutral cholesterol ester hydrolase 1 S homeolog (gene nceh1.S). Gene Ontology annotation, molecular function: carboxylic ester hydrolase activity; hydrolase activity; acetylalkylglycerol acetylhydrolase activity. The record is from RefSeq and is marked provisional. NCBI's taxonomy places the organism in Eukaryota, Metazoa, Chordata, Amphibia, Anura, Pipidae. Gene Ontology annotation, cellular component: membrane; plasma membrane.
GCCUACGGAACGCGUAUUAGGACCGGCUGCACCAUGAGAGCGACUUCUGCUGUGCUUACGGCACUGACUGCGCUUAGCGCCUAUUAUGUGUACUCUCCUCUACCCAGCACAGUGUCCGAGCCCUGGAAGCUCAUGCUGCUCGAUGCCACCUUCAGAUGUGCCCAGGAUCUGAGCAAUUUGGCCCACUAUUUUGGCUUCAGUCAUCAUUUGAGAGUCCUGAAUUUUGUUUCAAGCUAUUUUGACAAGUUGGAUCCUGUAUCUUCGGAGCAUUUAAAAGUCACAGAUACAGUGUUUGAUGGGGUGGAAGUCAGAAUCUUUGAACCCAAAAGGGGUUUUGAUAAGAAUUUGAAAAAAGCCAUUGUAUAUAUCCAUGGUGGAGGAUGGGCCCUGGGAAGUGCAAGAAUGAGGUCCUAUGAUAGUUUAUGCCGUAAAAUAUCUGAAGAUGUGAAUGCAGUUGUUGUUUCAAUUGAGUACAGGCUGGUGCCAGAUGUCCAUUUUCCUGAGCAAUUAAAUGAUGCACUUGCUGCCACCAAGUACUUUUUGCACCCUGAGGUGCUUGCAGAAUAUUCUAUCGAUCCAUUGAGAAUCGCAGUGUCUGGGGACAGUGCUGGAGGGAACCUAGCGGCUGCAGUCUGUCAGCAGCUAGCUGGAGAUAGCAGUGUAACAACCAAAGUGAAACUCCAAGCCUUGAUCUACCCCGUGCUGAAGGUUUUAGAUUUCAACACUCCCUCAUAUCAACAAAACAUGGACAUGCCAAUUCUUUCUCGAUUCGUCAUGAUAAAGUUUUGGCUCGACUACCUGAAUGGAAGCCACAGUUUUGCACAUUCAAUGCUGGUAAACAAUCAUACGUCACUUGACCUCAGUGAAACCAUAAGCUUACGGGAGCUAUUGAACUGGAAUUCAUUAUUGCCUCCAUCGUUCAAGAAAAAUUACAAGCCUGUUUUGCAAAGCCAAGGCACUGAUAAAAUAAUCAGUGAGGUGCCUGCAUUACUUGACUUGCGUGCAUCUCCACUGAUAGCCAAAAAGGAAUCACUUCAGCUUCUUCCAAAGACAUAUAUCUUAACUUGUGAGCAUGAUGUUUUAAGAGAUGAUGGCACAAUGUAUGCCAAACGCUUGGAGGAAGCUGGUGUUGAUGUUACUCAUGACCACUAUGAAGAUGGCUUCCAUGGAUGUAUGCUGUUUGCUACAUGGCCUACUUACUUUUCAGUUGGAGCAAGGACAAGAGAUGGCUAUGUAAAGUGGCUUAAUGAGAAUCUGUAGAUAAUUGGCACAUAUGGGUUCAUCACACAGGCUACUAACUUCAUGAAAAACAUGAAGCAUCAGUUUAUUUGUUUUUGUCUUCCUCCCAAUAUGAUUGUAUAUCUGUGCGGAUUUGCCCUUCUAAGGCUGAAAACAAUAUAUGCAGAUUUACACAGCGGGCACCCCUAGGCUUGCUGUCGUUUGUCGCCCCUGUCCUCUACCUUUUAUUUGCUUAAAUUUUCAUCAUUGGGACUGGACCAAGGGCGAUUUGCUCACGAGAGAUUUAAAAAACAAUUGUAUCUCCUGCUCAUCAGUGUUUCUUAACCAAUGUGGUUAUGGUUGGGCAACAUGCCGCCCCCUAAAAUCCUGCCGCCCUAGGCCCAGGUCUUGGUGGCCUCUCCAGAAAUCCGGGCCUGAGUAUAUGUGAAUUCCCAUUUUGUCAGAUCGCAUUAGUUCUAAAUACAGCAGUCAUUAGAUCGCCUCUUUCACAGGGCUUCUGUUCCAUUAAACAGUGCAAUCUACCAUUUCUUCUUUCUGCAGGCAGAAGAGGAAAAUUAAAAACAAAUAGCACAAAUACUUCACUUAAUUCUAAUUCCAUACAUAAACUAAAAGUGUCUGGUUUGAAGGAUAGAUUAGGGUCAUGGGGUAACAUAAGAUGUACAGUGUUGCUUUCUGGAGCUUUAUGGUUUAUUGUUUGUGUUUUCUGUUUUUAAAACAAGGUAUUUUAUUUUAUUACAAUUAAAUUGUAAAACAU